UUGGUUGUGUUUAGUAUUUUCAUAACAUCAGCGCAUCACGCAUACUAAAUACAUUGCGAAGGGAGCGAAGCGAAAAUCUUUUUUUUUCGGUAUUCCAAUCAACGCGAGUAGUCUCAAGCGGUUGCUGCGUGGCGAAGGUGCGUGGUGGUGCUCUGCUCUUGGUGGUUUUCAUCCCGUGUAUAAACAAUACGAUAUAUCAUAAUAAACAGCAUAUCGAAGACCGCACAUCCGGCUAUUAUUAGCAUUCGUAUUUUUAUAUAUAAAUGUGUCCCUGGACGGUCCAAUAACAAAUUGUAUCGCGGCUUGUGUUAUUAUCCUUCUUCAUCCAUGACUCGUGCCGUUUCUUCAGGUAGUAAAAACAUGCCUGCGAAGAAGUGCUGGGGCAACGAUGAGCCCAUCCAGCUCUACGUCGUGCUGACAUUGACCAUCAUCUACUUCAUUUGCGAACUGGUCUUGAGCCACGUUACGCACGCCCUCGCACUCCUCAUGGACUCGUACCACAUGUUAUGCAACAUCAUGGCCUUAGCCGGAUGCAUUAUAACCAUUAAGCAUGGAAAAAACAAAAAUUCGACGGAGUGCAAGGAGCCUUCGAGCACGACGUCAAGCGUGGGUGAUCUUCCUGCGAUGGAAGUGAAUUGCCAGGAUUCUAAGAAGCAGAUAGACAGAACGAAAUCGUCUGCGCAAAAGGAAAAGAAGCUGAAGAAUACGUUCGGAUGGGCGAGAAGCGAUGUGAUUGCUAUGCUGAUAUGUUGCGUAUUUCUUGCUUCCUUGAGCUUCUCUAUACUGGUAGAAGCUCUGCAAACGCUGUUCCACAUAGACCAUCAGCACGAGGUCCAUCAUCCGAUCAUUAUGAUUUGUUUUGGAGCGUUGGGACUUCUGCUCAAUGGGAUUUGCUAUCUUCUGAUUGGAGGUUACACUUUCCACCAAGGCAGUUUUCUUUUCGUGACGGAAAGCGGUGAUGUUAUUCUUAACAGGGUGGUGACGAACGAAUCUGUAAGCCGCGGGGAAAGACGGCUGAGUCGCACGAAGAACAUGCCAGUGCCUGUUGGAGUGAAUCCUCCAACGCGCCAAAGGCAGGGUUUCUUGGAGAUGGUUCGCGACAUCAUCGGGUGCAUCUUCGUCAUCAUCACUGGUUUGGCCACGUACUUCUCUGAACAGAGCGUCGCCAAAUAUGUUGAUCCUCUUUUGUCGAUCACCUCCGCCGUAGUCCUGAUGUGGCUCAGCUAUCCGUACAUGAAGGAGAGUUGCUUGAUCCUUCUUCAAACCAUUCCUGAUACCAUUAACAUUGACUCGAUGAAGACUCAGCUGAUCCAGCACUUCCCCGAUAUCGUGAACGUGCACGAUCUUCACAUCUGGCAACUCACCGCCAGCAAAGUCAUCUCUACUGCGCACAUAAUCUUCCAGAACCCCAAGGUUUACGCCAAAAUCAUGGACGAUGUUAAGGAAUUCUUCCUCGAUCAUGGCAUCACGCAGGUUACCAUCCAACCAGAGUUCUAUACCAAAUGCUCCAGCGUUGAGAGCCUCAACUCCGUUAACAAGCAUCCUCUCUGUCUAGUCAAGUGUCAAGACGAGGCAUGUGUCAAUCAGCAUUGCUGCCCCACACCUAAUCUACAGAUGAUCAGUUCCAAGUCCAGAGAGGAUCUGAUAGCCGAAGUAGAAGUAGUAUGCGAACCAACAACGGUCGAAGAAAACCAAGCUGUGUGAUACAAAACAGAAAUCAUUGAUUUUAUACUAAUUUUUUUGACGUAUUUUUAACACUUCUGCGACGUGCAAUUGUAUAAAGAGAGAUAAAUUUUACUAUUUAUGACGAUAUCAUUCCAAACAUAUAUUUUUUAUUAAUUA
Molecule: messenger RNA, 1842 nt
Organism: Nicrophorus vespilloides
Lineage: Eukaryota; Metazoa; Arthropoda; Insecta; Coleoptera; Silphidae
Gene: ZnT77C
Product: zinc transporter 1
Exons: 5
Coding region: 328-1704 (458 amino acids)
Biological process (GO): intracellular zinc ion homeostasis; zinc ion transmembrane transport; detoxification of zinc ion
Cellular component (GO): membrane
Molecular function (GO): zinc ion transmembrane transporter activity
Source: RefSeq, a predicted model, not a curated record